Molecule: messenger RNA, 729 nt
Organism: Diceros bicornis minor
Lineage: Eukaryota; Metazoa; Chordata; Mammalia; Perissodactyla; Rhinocerotidae
Gene: FEV
Product: FEV transcription factor, ETS family member
Exons: 3
Coding region: 16-729 (237 amino acids)
Biological process (GO): cell differentiation; regulation of transcription by RNA polymerase II
Cellular component (GO): nucleus
Molecular function (GO): sequence-specific DNA binding; DNA-binding transcription factor activity, RNA polymerase II-specific
Source: RefSeq, a predicted model, not a curated record
CAGUCCCUGGCGGCGAUGAGACAGAGCGGCGCCUCCCAGCCCCUGCUGAUCAACAUGUACCUGCCAGAUCCCGUCGGAGACGGUCUCUUCAAGGAAGGGAAGAGCCCGGGGUGGGGGCCUCUGAGCCCCGCGGUACAGAAAGGCAGCGGGCAGAUCCAGCUGUGGCAGUUCCUGCUGGAGCUGCUGGCGGACCGCGCGAACGCCGGCUGCAUCGCGUGGGAGGGCGGCCACGGCGAGUUCAAGCUCACGGACCCCGACGAGGUGGCGCGGCGCUGGGGCGAGCGCAAGAGCAAGCCCAACAUGAACUACGACAAGCUGAGCCGCGCGCUGCGCUACUACUACGACAAGAACAUCAUGAGCAAGGUGCACGGCAAGCGCUACGCCUACCGCUUCGACUUCCAGGGCCUGGCGCAGGCCUGCCAGCCGCCCCCCGCGCACGCCCACGCCGCCGCCGCUGCCGCCGCCGCCGCCGCCGCCGCCCAGGACGGCGCGCUCUACAAGCUGCCGGCCGGCCUCGCCCCGCUGCCCUUCCCUGGCCUCUCCAAACUCAACCUCAUGGCCGCCUCGGCCGGCGUCGCGCCCGCCGGUUUCUCCUACUGGCCGGGCCCCGGCCCCGCCGCCACCGCCGCCGCCACCGCUGCGCUCUACCCCAGCCCGGGCUUGCAGCCCCCGCCCGGGCCCUUCGGCGCCGUGGCCGCCGCCUCGCACUUGGGGGGCCAUUACCACUAG